Molecule: messenger RNA, 5341 nt
Organism: Lonchura striata (white-rumped munia)
Lineage: Eukaryota; Metazoa; Chordata; Aves; Passeriformes; Estrildidae
Gene: LRP6
Product: LDL receptor related protein 6
Biological process (GO): nervous system development; canonical Wnt signaling pathway
Molecular function (GO): Wnt-protein binding; Wnt receptor activity
Source: RefSeq, a predicted model, not a curated record
GACCUGGUUGCAAGGAACAGCAUGGCAGCCCGGCCUAGUCCGGGCUACUCGGGCCAACAACAGACGCUGACACCAGUGUGGUGGACGGUUGAAAGCAUUUAUUAUCUUAUCUCAUGGGUUUAAAUAGUCUUGGGGGACUUUGCUACGCCAGGGGGGUUUGGUAGGGUCUCUAGAGUUAGUCAGGAGUGGAAAACUACUGGGUUAGGUGUGGUUACAUUCUCUGGGGAAAUAGAUAACCUGCUGCACGAGGAGAGGGGGAAGGGGUCUUUCUUUCCGUCACAUCCCAAAAUCUUCCGUCCGCCUGUCCCUAUCUACUACAACCGAGUAGUAUUUAUAUUGCACUAUGGAGUUUAUGUCACGUUGGUCUAUUCCACAUACCUUUCCCCUCCCUGCUAAGCCUUGGGUGUGGUGGUCUUUCCCUGACCUGCUCUCCCCUCCCCCUCUCCUCACCUGUGUCCCAUUGGAUGUGGCUUCUUGGUUCCUCCCCACCCCUUUUUCUCUGGGCUCAAAACCCCCCUGGAUGACACCUUCAGUCUUUUUUUCUUCCGGACACCACCAGACACCUCAAUCUCUGUUACCCCUGAGGCAUCACCUGGGUCUGAGGUGGCUCCUAAUAAUAAACAGAAUUUGAGUCUCGAAGAGAAGAGCACUUCCCAUCUUUUAUCUUUGUCCAUGUAGGAUUCCCCACCCCGUGCUCAGAGGGGAUCAGGGGAUUCUUGCAGCUGGUGCCUAAUGUGGGGCAUGAACCCGUGACCCUGAGAAUAAGAGUCUCAUGCUCUACGCAGUAUCUACUACUGUCGGUUCAUGUACUGGACAGACUGGGGAGAAGCGCCGAAGAUCGAACGAGCUGGGAUGGAUGGUUCAAGCCGCUCCAUUAUCGUUAACACAGACAUAUAUUGGCCAAACGGUCUGACGUUGGAUUAUGAGGAACAGAAGCUCUAUUGGGCAGAUGCUAAACUGAAUUUCAUCCACAAAUCAAAUCUGGAUGGAAGUCAUAGGCAAGCAGUGGUUAAAGGCUCCCUUCCACAUCCCUUUGCUUUGACACUGUUUGGGGACACGUUGUACUGGACUGACUGGAACACACAUUCGAUCUUGGCCUGCAGCAAGUACUCUGGGGAGGACCUGCGUGAAAUACAUUCCAACAUCUUCUCUCCCAUGGACAUCCAUGCCUUCAGCCAGAAGAGGCAGCCAAAUGCUACAAAUCCAUGUGGAACUAAUAAUGGUGGCUGCUCCCAUUUGUGUUUGAUGUCUCCUACCAAGCCCUCUUAUCAGUGUGCAUGUCCCACUGGUGUGAAACUUCUUGAGAAUGGAAAGUCCUGCAAAGAUGGUGCUACUGCGCUGCUGCUCCUGGCCCGUCGGACGGACCUGAGGCGCAUUUCCUUGGACACCCCCGAUUUCACAGACAUCGUGCUGCCGCUGGAGGACAUCCGCCACGCCAUUGCCAUUGACUUUGAUCCUCUGGAAGGAUACAUCUACUGGACGGAUGAUGAAGUGAGGGCCAUCCGACGCUCCUUCCUUGACGGCUCGGACAGCCAGUUCGUGGUCACCGCUCAGAUCGCACACCCUGAUGGCAUUGCUGUGGACUGGGUGGCCCGCAACCUGUACUGGACGGACACCGGCACAGACCGCAUCGAAGUCACCAGGCUUAAUGGGACCAUGAGGAAAAUCUUGAUAUCAGAAGACCUGGAAGAACCCAGAGCUAUUGUGCUGGAUCCCAUGGUUGGGUACAUGUACUGGACUGAUUGGGGAGAAAUCCCAAAGAUUGAGAGGGCAGCACUGGAUGGCUCAGACAGAAUUGUGCUGGUGAACACCUCACUUGGCUGGCCAAAUGGGUUGGCACUGGAUUAUGCAGAAAGCAAAAUAUACUGGGGCGAUGCCAAAACAGACAAAAUAGAGGUCAUGAAUGCUGAUGGAACUGGUAGGAGAGUCCUGGUGGAGGACAAGCUGCCUCAUAUAUUUGGAUUCACUCUGUUGGGAGACUACAUUUACUGGACAGACUGGCAAAGGCGCAGCAUUGAGCGUGUGCACAAGUGCACGGCAGAGAGAGAGAUCAUCAUCGAUCAGCUACCUGAUCUGAUGGGCCUGAAAGCCACCAACGUACACCAGAUCAUUGGUACAAACCCCUGUGCAGAAGACAACGGUGGCUGCAGCCACCUAUGUCUGUACCGACCGCAAGGCCUUCGCUGUGCCUGCCCCAUUGGCCUGGAGCUCAUCAGCGACAUGAAGACCUGCAUCGUGCCAGAAGCUUUCCUGCUCUUUUCCAGGAGAGCAGACAUCAGGCGCAUCUCCCUAGAAACCAACAAUAACAACGUUGCUAUUCCGCUCACUGGGGUCAAGGAAGCUUCUGCUCUGGAUUUUGAUGUGACAGACAAUCGCAUUUACUGGACUGACAUUUCACUGAAGACCAUCAGCAGAGCAUUUAUGAAUGGCAGUGCGCUAGAACAUGUUGUGGAGUUCGGCUUGGAUUAUCCUGAGGGCAUGGCUGUGGACUGGCUGGGGAAGAACUUGUACUGGGCUGACACUGGCACAAACCGGAUCGAGGUGUCCAAGCUGGACGGCCAGCACCGCCAGGUGCUUGUGUGGAAAGACCUCGACAGUCCCCGGGCACUGGCACUCGACCCUGCUGAGGGGUUCAUGUACUGGACUGAGUGGGGUGGCAAGCCAAAGAUUGACAGAGCUGCUAUGGAUGGCAGUGAGAGGACCACAUUGGUGCCAAAUGUGGGACGUGCUAACGGCCUGACCAUUGACUACACCAAGAGGCGCCUGUAUUGGACGGACCUGGACACCAACCUGAUAGAGUCCUCCAACAUGUUAGGCCUUGACCGUGAGAUCAUAGCUGAUGAUUUGCCUCACCCCUUUGGCCUGACCCAGUACCAGGAUUACAUUUAUUGGACAGACUGGAGCCGGCGCAGCAUCGAACGAGCCAACAAGACCAGUGGCCAGAACCGAACCAUCAUCCAGGGCCACCUGGAUUACGUUAUGGACAUCCUGGUCUUCCACUCCUCCCGGCAGGCAGGCUGGAACGAGUGUGCCUCCAGCAAUGGGCACUGCUCUCACCUGUGCCUGGCAGUCCCCGUGGGAGGGUUUGUCUGUGGCUGCCCAGCUCACUAUUCCUUGAACUCUGACAACAGGACCUGCAGUGCUCCUACCACCUUUCUGUUGUUCAGUCAGAAGAACGCGAUUAAUCGCAUGGUGGUAGAUGAGCAACAGAGCCCAGAUAUCAUACUCCCCAUCCACAGCCUCCGCAAUGUCCGAGCCAUUGAUUACGAUCCCCUGGAUAAGCAGCUCUACUGGAUUGACUCUCGGCAGAACAUCAUCCGGAAGGCACAGGAAGAUGGCAGCCAGAGCCUCACUGUUGUGACAAGUCCAGUUCCCAAUCAGAAUCUGGAUAUGCAGCCCUACGACCUGAGCAUUGACAUCUACAGCCGCUACAUCUACUGGACCUGUGAGGCCACCAAUGUCAUCAACGUGACUCACCUGGAUGGGAGACCCAUGGGAGUUGUGCUCAAGGGGGAUCAGGAUAGACCCAGAGCCAUUGUGGUGAAUCCAGAGAAAGGAUACAUGUAUUUCACCAACCUCCAGGAGAGAUCUCCUAAAAUUGAGAGAGCAGCAUUGGAUGGAACUGAGCGAGAAGUCCUUUUUUUCAGCGGUUUGAGCAAGCCCAUCGCCUUAGCUGUUGAUGGCCAGCUGGGCAAGUUGUUCUGGGCUGACUCAGAUCUGCGCAGAAUUGAAAGCAGUGACCUUUCAGGUGCUAACCGGAUUGUUUUGGAAGACUCCAAUAUCUUGCAGCCUGUGGGACUAACUGUCUUUGAGAACUGGCUGUACUGGAUUGACAGGCAGCAGCAGAUGAUUGAAAAGAUUGAUAUGACCGGUCGAGAAGGACGUACAAAGGUCCAGGCUCGUAUUGCACAACUCAGUGACAUCCAUGCUGUGAAGGAGCUCAACCUGCAGGAAUACAGACAGCAUCCGUGCUCUCAAGAUAAUGGCGGCUGCUCGCAUAUUUGCAUUGUGAAGGGGGAUGGCUCUACUCGCUGCUCUUGCCCCGUGCACCUGGUGCUGCUGCAGGAUGAGCUGUCCUGUGGAGAACCACCAACAUGCUCCCCUCAGCAGUUCACCUGUUUCACAGGUGAGAUUGACUGCAUCCCGGUGGCCUGGCGCUGCGAUGGGUUCACUGAGUGUGAAGACCACAGUGAUGAGAAGAACUGCCCAUUGUGCUCUGACAGCCAGUUCCAGUGUGAGAGUGGGCAGUGCAUAGACAGUGCCUUGCGCUGCAACGGGGAAGCGAAUUGUCAGGACAACUCAGAUGAGAAGAACUGUGAAGUGCUGUGUUUAACAGAUCAGUUCCGCUGUGCCAGUGGGCAGUGCAUCGGGAAAAGCAAGAAGUGUGAUCACAACCUGGACUGCAGUGACAGCUCUGAUGAGCAAGGAUGUUACACAACAGAGGAACCAGCACCACAGCCCAACAACACCAUAGGCUCCAUCAUUGGUGUGAUCCUUACAGUCUUUGUAGUGGGAGCAAUGUACUUCAUCUGUCAGAGGGUGCUGUGCCCACGCAUGAAGGGCGAUGGGGAAACCAUGACCAAUGAUUACGUGGUGCACGGACCAGCCUCGGUACCUCUAGGCUAUGUGCCUCACCCAAGCUCUCUGUCAGGGUCUCUCCCUGGUAUGUCUCGAGGUAAAUCUGUCAUCAGCUCCCUCAGUAUUAUGGGAGGGAGCAGUGGCCCACCCUAUGACAGAGCCCAUGUUACAGGAGCCUCCUCCAGUAGUUCUUCAAGUACCAAAGGCACUUACUUUCCUCCAAUUUUGAACCCACCACCAUCACCAGCUACUGAACGUUCACACUAUACCAUGGAAUUUGGUUAUUCUUCAAACAGCCCAUCUACUCAUAGAUCCUACAGCUACCGGCCCUACAGCUACCGGCAUUUCGCACCGCCCACGACGCCCUGCAGCACGGACGUGUGCGACAGUGACUACGCCCCGAGCCGCCGGGUCCCCGCAGCCGCCACCAAGGGCUACAGCAGCGACCUCAACUACGACUCGGAGCCGGUGCCGCCGCCGCCCACGCCGCGUAGCCAGUACCUGUCUGCCGAGGAGAACUGCGAGAGCUGCCCGCCGUCCCCCUACACCGAGCGCAGCUACUCGCACCACCUGUACCCGCCGCCGCCGUCCCCCUGCACCGACUCCUCCUGAGGAGCAGCCCUGCGCUCCGCGCCCUCUGCUCUGCGCUGUAAAUACAGAAGGUUCUGCUGGGGAUGGGAGGAGGGGGCCGAGCAAGGAGGAGGACAGUGUACAGUUAAAUGUGGGGUGGAGGAGCAUUGAAGAUAUUUGUACAGAAGAAUUU